Molecule: messenger RNA, 579 nt
Organism: Arabis nemorensis
Lineage: Eukaryota; Viridiplantae; Streptophyta; Magnoliopsida; Brassicales; Brassicaceae
Source: the annotation of a GenBank genome assembly
AUGAAUGCGACGGUGGUGCCACCUGACUCCGGCCGGUGGCUAACAGCCUCUGAAAGGAUUGGUGGAUUCGCUUACGGAAUCGGAGUCUCCAUUGGUAUACUCCUCUUAAUUACCACAAUAACCAUCACUUCUUACUAUUGCACUCGAAGCCAUAUCUCUGCCUCUCCCACGACCACUCCAAGAACAAGACGCCGGCAAAGACAAACCAAUGGAACGUUGCCACCUGGCAGCCAACAUGAUGAUCAAAACGACACCGUGGUGGUGGAAGUCUUGGGGCUAAACGAAGAAGUCAUCAAGAGUUUUCCUAAGCUUCCUUACGAAGAGGCUCGUGUGAGUUAUAGCUUGCAAAGAGAAUCCACUACGACGUCGUGUUGCUCGAUAUGUCUUGCGGAUUACAAGAAGACCGAUAUGAUUAGGGUUUUGCCCGAUUGUAACCAUUUGUUCCACGACAAAUGCGUUGAUCCUUGGCUUAGGCUUCAUCCUACGUGUCCGGUAUGUCGUACGUCUCCGUUACCGUCUCCGGCAAUGACACCUGUCACCGACGUUGUUCCCUUUGCCCUCCAAGGGAUGGAUAUUUGA